AGCUGCACUUACCUCCCUUCCUCAGGCUGUUAAGUACCUUUUCUCCAUCAUCAAGUCGCGCCACGAAUCAUCGGCCAUCAUUUCCUGCUGGGAAGGCUGCCGAACUCCUCUCUGAGAGAACGCCGUCUGGUAGUUGGGCAGAGGAACCCUUGGGCUUUCCCGCCAUCAUCACGAGAAGACAUGGGAAUCGCCAGCACUUGUGUUGUGCCUUCUAUCCGAUCAUCAGCCUAAAUGGACCCUUCGUCAUGCGAACUUUUAGUCCAUAUCACUGCUCCAAGUGGCGCCCGAGAUGACAGGCGGUACGCGUCCGUCGCGCAGUCAAUCUUGGAUUUUCAGCCUGCCCGAAUAACAAAGGUAUCCGAGGUAGAUUUCAUUUCUUCUACUCCCAAUGCCACGACCACGCCAAUCGGAGUGGGUGAACAGGACCAUUCCUUGACGCAUAGAUCGCCGUCUUCAUCGGAACACGAUACUCGUCGUCCGAGGACUGCUCCAGCAGCAGAUCCCGCGUCAGGCUACGCUAGAGGCCAGUCAGCAGCAAGAAGUCCUAGGCGCGCCCGUCCUGAUGCGUCAUCUACCAGCGGAGUCUCUUCUUUAAGAACAAGGAAUAAACGGCCGCAUUUGAGCAGCGACAAGCGGAACAAUACUGAGCUUACUCGGCCAUGGGGAGCACUGAAGCCCACUUCUAGGACAUCGACGCCGGAUGAGAGUAGAAGCACCGGGACUUCCCCGAUCAAGGCUCAGAACACACUAGACACUGACUCGAUCCCAUCUACAGUCUCCCCAUCUCAACCUGUUUACCGGCAUGAGGCCGCACCCGGAAACGAAAUCUCUGGAUCGAGACAUGACUCUGUGGUAGACCUGACGACCCCAGUCCCGCUUAAGCCGGCCUGCCAGAACACUGAGUCCCGCCACCUGUUUGGUGGCAUCUCGAAUUGCCGCGAUUCUGAUACUGGUCGACCGUCCAAGCGCAAAAGGAACCUCGUCAGACAAUUGCCUAACGAAAUCCGUGGACCUAAUGCUAAAGGUGGUCAAGCAAGAUUCAGAACUCAUGUCACCAAGACUCUGGGAAAACUUGCUGUUCGGGUACCUCUAUCGAAUCACUUUCGACCAGUCUAUGUGGCUCGAGAUGUCAAUGUGUUAGAGCGAGGAUACUGGCAGUUUUCAAUCCAUAUUGUCGACUCUUCCACCACGGAAGCCGCGAGGAAGGAUGAGGCGGCAUGCGUAUGGACCGAGAAAGAAUUCGUCCAAUUCUGGCAAAAUCUCUCACGGUUUGUGCAGGAUGGCAAGGCGGGCUGGGGAACAGCCCUGGUCAAAGAAGAAGACGGAGAAAGGCUAUGGAGGAUUAGGUUAUUCACAUGGGCUGAGGUCCUCGGACACGUUUGGCUAGUCCUCUGGGUACUCUCGGACAAGCUGACGGAGCGCAUCCCCAUGCAAUGGAUAGCUGGCGACGGGACUUUGAUUGUCAAGAUGUCAAGGGAAAAACAGAAGCGAGGCCGGUUGGGGACUUGGGUAAGAAAGGGGCCUGAAGACGAGCGAGGCUCCUGGGGAUUUGCUUAGAUCUGGGGUCAUCAUAAACUUACCUAGAUGAAACUCAUAUAGGGUACUCUAUUGAUCA
Molecule: messenger RNA, 1615 nt
Organism: Exophiala xenobiotica
Lineage: Eukaryota; Fungi; Ascomycota; Eurotiomycetes; Chaetothyriales; Herpotrichiellaceae
Exons: 2
Coding region: 232-1557 (441 amino acids)
Source: RefSeq, a predicted model, not a curated record